Xenopus tropicalis (tropical clawed frog) is the source of this 2509-nucleotide messenger RNA. It is a transcript of the gene fbxo25, whose product is annotated as F-box protein 25. Gene Ontology annotation, biological process: protein ubiquitination. Lineage: Eukaryota; Metazoa; Chordata; Amphibia; Anura; Pipidae. The record is from RefSeq and is a predicted model, not a curated record. Gene Ontology annotation, cellular component: nucleus. The transcript is spliced from 11 exons. The coding region runs from base 138 to 1226 and encodes 362 amino acids.
GCCAAUCACGGAGCGCCGAGGGCGGGUUGCUGGGGGUUUCACCGUAACCACAAUAAAGCGAAAAGAGACAGCUGCUUCCGCUAACGGGAUCCGACCUGCUCCGAUGUAGCGAGAGGGAAAGAGACAGAAUUAAAGCCAUGCCAUUCCUGGGUCAGGACUGGCGCUCUCCAGGCUGGAGCUGGAUGAAAACUGAUGAUGGAUGGAAAAGGUGUGACUUCUACUGUGAUUAUGAGAGAGAUGACAAUUUCAACCUUCACUUGCUAAAUGUUGAUAAUCCAGACUUCUAUGCAGCUGACAAGUUAGACGUUUCAGCACAAAAGAGAAGAAAAGAACAAUUUAACAACACUACAAAAUGCCAGAACUUUUAUCAUGAGAAAUGGAUUUACAUACAAAAAGAAAGCACGAGAGAAAGACAUGGUUAUUGCACACUGGGUGAAGCAUUUAAUCGUUUAGACUUCUCAAGUGCAAUUUGGGACAUCAGAAGAUUCAAUUAUGUGGUGAAGUUGCUUCAGUUAAUUGCCAAGUCCCAGCUUACAUCACUUAGCGGCGCAGCACAGAAGAAUUAUUUCAACAUUCUCGAAAAGAUUGUUCAGAAAGCAACUGAAGAUCAGUACAACCCACGUUUGAUACGAGAACUCCUGCAAGAUUUGAGCUCUAGCCUCUGCAUUCUGAUACAGGAAGUUGGGAGAUGUGUAUUGGUAGGAAAUAUCAAUAUCUGGAUCUCUCGCUUGGAGACUAUUUAUUCAUGGCAGCAACAGCUGAUGAACCUUCAGAUAACACAGCAUCUCGAUGGGGGCCCUACCAUUCGUGAUCUCCCUUUGCAUAUGCAGACCAAUAUAAUGAACAGAUUUACUGAUGCCUGGGACAUUAUUAAUCUUGGCCAAGUCACUCCUACACUACACGUGCUCAGCGAAGAUCGGCUUCUUUGGCAAAAACUAUGCAAGUACCAUUUUGCUGAGAAAAUGUUCUGCAGGCAUUUGAUUGUCUCAGAGAAAGGUCACAUUGACUGGAAACUGAUGUUCUUCGCUCUUCAGAAAUUUUAUCCAACAAGGGAACAAUAUGGGGACACUUUACAGUUUUGCCAGCAUUGCAGCAUCCUGUUUUGGAAGGAUUACCAGCUUGCUCUUAUAUUUAAGGACACAGGACAUCCCUGCACCGCCAAUGAUCCUGCCAGCUGUCUGAUUCCAGUUUCUCCCCAGCACUUUAUUGACCUCUUCAGGUUUUGAUUGUCACCUUCUAUUCCCCCAUCCCUUUGUUUUUCUUUUAAUGUCUGCUGUAUUGAAAAAAAACAAACAGGUACAAUACAUCAGAAAAUGCAUUUUAAAAUACUAGGGAUGCACAAAAUGGGGAAUUUUUGCAGUCAGCUGAAUGCUGAAUCCUCCACCAAAGAUUCACGGUAAUAUGGAACCAGAUCCAUUCUGUAAUUCACAUUGAGAAGUGAGCAUAAUACUAUGAAUUCAAACACUACAUUGAAUCCCUUAGCUGGGCAUUUUUAGUGGAUGAUGUUUAAGCACUUAUGUCAGCUAGUUCUGCUGAUUGAUGGUACAAGUUUAAGAGACCAAAAUGUUAUCACUUUUUUUAGGCGUACUUAUUGCUGUCUGAUCAUUCCUUUUGUUGACACUAAAAUAUGAUAUCAGUAUGCAUUCCCAUAUCCUUGGCGACAUGCCAACAUGCAACAUGUACUUCUGUGGCUGCUUUGGUGCAUUAUUUCAUUCUCAAUUCCCUUCAUGAUAAUUGCAAAUUUCUUGGUUUCCUUGUGAGGCAACUUUGGAAAAGCUAAAGCGAUGCAUGUGUUUUACACUUUACAUAAUCACCAGUGGGAAGGCUAUGGCACACAAGGAGAUUAGUCGGCCUUGAUAUAUCUCCUCUGCCACAGGCGCCCAGUCUACUUGUCUGUCAUAGCCCCAUAAGUGUAAAAAUCGCAAAAUGCAUGCAAAAAAUUUGAAGACAGGGAAAAUGCUCAGUUAAAUCUGCAUUUGAUCUUAUUUCUGUUAAACGCUUAGACAGGGUUUUGCUUUUUAUCAAGAGGUUUUAUAGAAAUCCUUAAUUAUGCACAUUUCUGUUUAGCAGUCUAAAGACAAUGGCAGAAUCAAUGUAAUCCAAUGAAUCUAUAGAGUUGUUUUACAUACUGCCAGUUAUUUUCUAUGGAAAUACUAAAUCCUGUGCCGGAAAUUGAUUUCUCCCUUUCCGUUGGCUAAUGUAUUUGUAUUUUUAAAUGUCGUUGUUAUGUAUCUCUUUUCCUUUUUAUUUGUACAUGUGAUUUAUAUGGGACGAUUGUUUUUAGCAAGAAAUACUGUAUCUGUGUAUGGAGGGGAGCAGUCGUAAAUGUGUGACUUUGGGUAAUGUGCAAUGCAUGGAUAGGUCUUAAUCAUUUCAGCUUCACUCUGUGUCCUCCAUGGGCAGGGAAGUCACUCUAUAGGAUAAUAUGCUGAAGGAUAUAAAACUGAAUUGUAUUCUGACCUGUGUCUGUAAGCCAAAAUGCAAUUGAAUAAAAGGCAUAUUGUGUUUA